Messenger RNA from [Torrubiella] hemipterigena, 811 nucleotides. The record is from the annotation of a GenBank genome assembly. NCBI's taxonomy places the organism in Eukaryota, Fungi, Ascomycota, Sordariomycetes, Hypocreales, Clavicipitaceae.
GCCAAAAAAAAUAAUUCUAGAUUCAAUCAGCAUUCUUUGUUUUACAAGCACCACUAUAAAUAUGUUCGCCAAACCGAGAGUAAAAAAGAGCAUAUUACCUUCUCAUUAUAAAAAACGAAAGACUACCUCGGAUAUUGAAGAAAUUUCCUUUGAUAACGAUGCAAGGCACGAGUUUUUGACUGGCUUCCACAAGCGCAAACAGCAGCGUAUAAAGCAUGCCCAAGACAUUGCAGCAAAGAGGGCGAGACAAGAAAAACUAGAUACAAGAAAACAGAUUCGAGACGAUCGCAAACGAGAACUAGAAGAGCAUGUCGCCAAUGUCAACCGAAUGUUGCGAGAGUCGCAGGCGGCGAAUUCUGGAGACAUCGAGGCUGCCGAGGACAACGACGAUGAAGAAUGGGAUGGCAUCGCCGAUGAACCCAAUCUAGAUAUCAUUGAUCACCAGGAAGAAUACGUUGACGAAGACCGUUAUACAACUGUCACGGUCGAAUCGGUCGUUAUUUCUCGUGAUGGACUUGCGAAGCCGGAACUCGUUGAUGAAGACGAUACAGCAUCUACAGAGGUGAUCGAAGAAAACGCUGAUGAACGAGAGCCAUCCUCACGGAAGAAGGAUCAUGACCGGCCGCGUAAAAAGAAGAAGCAAUUCCGCUACGAAAGCAAGUUUGAGAGGUCACUCACCAACGCAAAGCAGAGGGUUAAAAAAAUGAAGCGAGGCGUUUGAUUCACUGGGAAUUUACAUUGUAUGACAACUUAUGCCCAAGGUCCAAGAUAGACACGGCAUGGAUUGCAGGUUGGCGUUGCGUACGGCAUA